UUUGACUUCCUGUUUUUUUACAGGAAGUUGUGGCGUUUCUGCUGCUAUCGACAUACAGAGCAAUGCUGGCAAAUUCAAACAUUUUAAGCAAUUUUUCUGUUGUUUUACCAAGGACGAGUCCGGAACCAGUUCUCUAAAUAUCUGUCUUCUGGUCCAUGUGCAGCCAUGAGCGCCACUUUGGACAUACGACUAAAAAGAGCCAAUAAAGUUUAUCGUGAAGGGGAGGUGGUGGCCGGUGUCAUCGUGCUGGCGUCUAAAGAGCCGCUGCAGCAUCAUGGCAUCACUCUCAGCAUGGAGGGACUGGUGAACCUGCAGCUGAGCUCCAAGAGCGUCGGCGUCUUUGAGGCGUUCUACAACUCUGUCAAGCCCAUCCAGCUGAUCAGCACCAACAUUGAGGUGGCCAAGGCAGGAAAGAUCCCAGGAGGCAAGACUGAGAUCCCGUUCGAGUUCCCUCUGCACGCAAAAGGCAACAAGGUCCUGUACGAGACCUACCACGGGGUGUUCGUCAACAUUCAGUACACGCUCCGCUGUGACUUGAAGCGCUCCCUGCUGGCCAAGGACCUGAGCAGGAACUGUGAGUUCAUUGUGCACUGUCAGCCACAGAAAUCCAGAGUUGUCCCAACACCAGUAAACUUUACCAUCACACCAGACACCCUGCAAAACACCCGUGAGAGGAGUUUACUGCCAAAGUUUCUAAUCAGAGGUCACUUAGACGCCACCAACUGUGUGAUCAGCCAGCCUCUAACUGGAGAGGUGGUGGUGGAGCACUCAGACGUUCCCAUCAAGAGUAUCGAGCUGCAGCUUGUGCGAGUGGAGACCUGCGGUUGUGCUGAAGGCUACGCCAGAGAUGCCACAGAGAUCCAGAACAUCCAGAUCGCUGAAGGAGACGUCUGCCAUGGCCUCUCUAUUCCCAUCUAUAUGAUCUUCCCCAGACUGUUCACCUGCCCCACAUUAGAGACCACCAACUUUAAAGUCGAGUUUGAAGUCAACAUUGUGGUUGUGCUUCAUGAUGACCAUCUGAUCACAGAGAACUUCCCUCUGAAGCUGUGCAGAAUCUGAACCUAUAGAAGACCCAUCAGCACACAGGCCUGCUGCCGCUCUCGGUAGACAACCCACUACACUAUUUUUCCCCAAACACCAACAUGUCCACUGCAGAAGACAUGAUGCCCCAGGUUUGUUUAGAAAUGUAAGCAAAAUAAAUGCAGACAGGUUCUUCUGAUAAUGAGUUGUGACUUUAAUAGGACAGUUGCCUUUCUAAAUAUAACCUAAAUAGACACUAUACGGACUUGUGUGAUGUCAUAAUUAGUGAAGUUCAAAUCUCUUACUGUACCACAAUGUUUAGUAAACUUGAACAGCAUUAGAUGCUUAAACAAACAUGACUGGUUUAGUGACAUUUAAUGGUGAAAUUUUUGCUGAAGAGCAGUAGAAAUGGCAACAUGCUACAGACAUAUUUUGAAGAGUUUAAUAAAACAAUUAGUAAUAAAAAAAACAAGCCAUUUAGGUAGUAUAGAAGAGGAUGCAAAUCUAGGCAUUAUGGGACUUGCCGUCUCCUGCCAGUCAGCACAGGGAAAUCUUCAGGCAGCAAGGCAUGAUCUCUGCAAGUGGGACAAGUGCUCUGCUCCUUGAGCCACGACCUGAUACACUGAACACAAGUGGUACACAUUAAAACCAGCUGAUGCUGAAUGCACAUUCAUGUUUUUAUGGUUAAUUCUGUUUUGCUAGUGUGAAUGUCCUGUGAAGGUAGGAAGAUCUAAUAAAAAAUCCUCCACUGCUCAGCCACCAGUUGAAACUUCGUCCUCACCUCGUUGUGGAAGCUGUGUCUGCACUCAAGCACACAGAUGUCGUCUGCAGUCAUGUCUUCAUGGCAGAUGAUGCAGGGAUCCUCCAUGUUUAGCUGCAAUAAAGACAGACAUUGAUUACUGACUGGUAACCCAGAAGAACUGUAGGAUGAUAAUUCUGCUCUGUGUUCUUUUUUCUUCAGGUUAUUCUUUAAUGAGUGAAGGAUUAUGUUAUGUUUAAUGUAUUAUCAGGUCAAUAAUGAGUGUAAAUUGCUGUGGUAAUACAUUACACCUGCUACAUAUUGGCAUAACAAAGGCUCCCUUUGUUUACAUUUACUUAAACUAAAUUAACAGUUUGCUAAUUUGUCCUAAGGCAGUUCCGGCUUAUAAAAAGACAACAGUAAAUAUUUAAUAUAGAAUUUCUGCCUUAAAUACACAUUCCCUCCUUAAUUAUGCAUUUAUGGAUUAAAUUUUUUUUAAUUGAAGCAUUCAGCUGUUUAAAAUGUGGAAUUAAAACAAUUUGUAAAUAUUAAUUUUAUUUAUCUAUUUUUUUCAUUGUAACAAAAUGUGAAAAAUCUAAGAGUGUGUGAGACCAACACGGUUACCUCGCAGAGUUUUGUAAUGUCAGUCCACUUAAUAGCUUUAGAUAGUUUAGACUUACUGCACUGGAAUGUGUUGUUCUUUGGUGUCCAACUGACUGCCAGACUGGAGCUGGGGUCACCAAAGGAGGAGUAGCGCUGUGAGCAGGAUCCCCAUUUCCUGCAGCGUUGGAGCUGCUGGAAUUAAUAUUGUCCUGAAAGAGAGGAUAAGACCAUCAGUGGAAUUACUCUUAGCAAACACAUUGGUUUUCACAACUGCAAAUAAAGAACCUUGGCCACAA
This is a messenger RNA of Betta splendens (Siamese fighting fish), 2658 nucleotides long. RefSeq names its product VPS26 endosomal protein sorting factor C (gene vps26c). The record is from RefSeq and is a predicted model, not a curated record. Gene Ontology annotation, biological process: intracellular protein transport. NCBI's taxonomy places the organism in Eukaryota, Metazoa, Chordata, Actinopteri, Anabantiformes, Osphronemidae. The transcript is spliced from 8 exons. Gene Ontology annotation, cellular component: endosome. Bases 166 to 1059 code for a protein of 297 amino acids.